Molecule: messenger RNA, 4655 nt
Organism: Erinaceus europaeus (western European hedgehog)
Lineage: Eukaryota; Metazoa; Chordata; Mammalia; Eulipotyphla; Erinaceidae
Gene: SLC1A4
Product: solute carrier family 1 member 4
Exons: 8
Coding region: 393-1991 (532 amino acids)
Biological process (GO): L-glutamate transmembrane transport; L-serine transport
Cellular component (GO): plasma membrane
Molecular function (GO): L-aspartate transmembrane transporter activity; L-alanine transmembrane transporter activity; L-serine transmembrane transporter activity
Source: RefSeq, a predicted model, not a curated record
GCGGUUUCUGGGAGCUGAUUGGCUGGAACCACAGGGGUGGGCCAGCGGGCGUGAAGGGGGAGCGUCCAUGCCGCUCCCCUCUCCCUUCCUCCGCGCCAUCUGUGGGAGCCCUCGCGGAUCCGCUGUUGCAUCAUCUCCAGCCCUUAGCUUCUGUGUGAAGGCUGGGCGCCGUGCGAUCCAUUCAGUCCGGUACUCCAGCCCGCAAUCGCGCCUUUUCUUGCUCUCCCUCACCUGCUCAGCCUGGUAGCCUUCCUCGGACAAGCUCCCAGAUCCCACAGGACACACAGCAGGCUGACUUCGUGGGCUCCGUUGGAUCCAUUCAUUUGAGAAUCAGGUCUUUUCACAGAGCUCAGGAUCCCCCGCCUCGUACAGAUCCGAGCCUCGGCCACGCAAUGGAGAAAAGCAACGAGACCAACGGCUACCUGGACGGCACCCCUGCGGGGCCUGCAGCCGAGCCCAAGGCGCCCCGCAAGGAUGCGGGUCGCCUGCGGAACUGUAUGAGCUUCCUGCGGCGCCAGGCGCUGGUGCUGCUCACCGUGUCCGGGGUGAUCGCGGGCGCGGGCCUGGGCGCCGCGUUGCGCGGGCUGCAGCUGAACCGCACGCAGAUCACCUACCUGGCCUUCCCCGGCGAUAUGCUGCUGCGUAUGCUACGCAUGAUCAUCCUGCCGCUCGUGGUCUGCAGCCUGGUGUCGGGCGCCGCCUCCCUGGACGCCAGCUCUCUCGGGCGCCUGGGCGGCAUCGCCAUCGCCUACUUCGGCCUCACCACGCUGGGCGCCUCGGCUCUCGCUGUGGCCCUGGCGUUCAUCAUCAAGCCUGGGUCUGGCGCACAAACCCUGCAGUCCAGUGACCUGGGGCUGGAAGUGUCGGGGCCUCCACCGAUCCCCAAAGACACAGUGGACUCUUUCCUCGACCUGCUCAGAAACCUGUUUCCCUCAAAUCUGGUGGUUGCAACUUUCCGUACGCAUGCAACCAAUUAUUCACUGAUGACCCACAACACAAGCUCUGGAAACAUAACGCUUGAAAAGAUACCAAUUGGCACUGAAAUUGAAGGGAUGAACAUUUUAGGAUUGGUCCUUUUUGCCCUGGUGUUAGGAGUGGCUCUGAAGAAAUUAGGCCCUGAAGGAGAAGAGCUCAUCCGUUUCUUCAGUGCCUUCAAUGAGGCCACAAUGGUGCUGGUCUCAUGGAUUAUGUGGUAUGUACCUGUGGGCAUCAUGUUCCUUGUCGGAAGCAAGAUUGUGGAAAUGAAGGACAUCAUUGUGCUGGUGACUAGCCUGGGGAAAUAUAUCUUCGCAUCUAUAUUGGGCCAUGUCAUUCACGGAGGGAUUGUCCUGCCACUUAUUUAUUUUGUUUUCACACGGAAAAAUCCAUUCAAGUUCCUCCUGGGCCUCCUUGCACCAUUUGCAACAGCAUUUGCUACGUGUUCCAGCUCAGCAACCCUCCCCUCUAUGAUGAAGUGCAUUGAAGAAAACAACGGUGUAGACAAGAGAAUCAGCAGGUUCAUUCUCCCCAUUGGGGCCACUGUGAACAUGGAUGGAGCAGCCAUCUUCCAGUGUGUGGCUGCAGUGUUCAUUGCUCAGCUCAACAAUGUAGAGCUGAAUGCAGGACAGAUUUUCACAAUUCUAGUGACCGCCACAGCAUCCAGUGUCGGAGCAGCAGGGGUACCAGCUGGUGGGGUCCUCACCAUCGCCAUUAUCCUGGAGGCCAUUGGGCUGCCCACUCAUGACCUUUCUCUGAUCUUGGCCGUGGACUGGAUUGUUGACCGUACCACCACUGUGGUGAAUGUGGAAGGGGACGCCCUGGGUGCAGGCAUUCUCCACCACCUCAAUCAGAAGGCCGUGAAGAAAGGGGUGCAGGCACUGAGUGAAGUCAAAGUGGAAGCCAUCCCCAACUCCAAGUCAGAGGAAGAGACGUCACCUCUGGUGACACACCAGAACCCUGCCGGUACCAUCAGCCCUGCCCCAGAACUGGAGUCCAAGGAGUCAGUUCUGUGAUGAGGCUGGGCUUCACACUUGCUGCCAGCAGUGGUGUCCAUCCUACGAAUCCAGCCAGACACCGCUGUAGCAGCCUUCACCAACUUUUUAGCCUCCUGAGCAAUGCUUUGGCCCAGUUACCAAUUUAAAGAGAUUGCUUCUUGGCACAAGUAUUGGGAUUUCAGGAGGAACUGGUUACCCAGAAGCAGGACACUGACAUUUGGCUUGUUCCACGUCCACGUGCAACCAUGUGUGCACCAGCAUUCUGUCUGGAAAUAAGCCCUCAAGCUGCCAGACUUGGAGAAGUAAGAAAAUCUUGGGGACCUGUUGGUUAAAACUUCGACAAAUGCAGCUGUAGUCAUUAUUGUACCCAGUCAGCUUUGCAUUGGUGCUUUCUGGGCAAACCUAAGUGAGCGACAGUUAUCAUGUUGCCUUGUGAGUUCUAGAAACUGGAAAAACUCCCAAAUUCUUAUACCUGGUUUGAAUUCUCUGACCUGACUCCAGGUAUUUAGAUCUUAUGCCACAAGAUUUAUGUGGUUAUGUGGCUAGAAGAGCCGCAAAUUAGAUACAUUAGCAUUGCUGGGGUCUGUGGUCAGUAACAUUGAGUAAACAAUUCAAAAUCUGAGGUCAAAGAAGGGUGGAGGAGUGCAGGCUGCAUCAGGGGAGGGACGCACCCUAAGCAAGACAAGAUACACACUGUUGUCCCGGUUCUCAUCCCCACCCUGGCUAACUUCUGUGACCUGGACCUCUGACAACAGUGUAACUUUAUUCUUAUCUUCUCAUUUGAUAACAGGCCUAGAGAGGGACAUAGUCAUCUCAUUAAGUACCCUUUGAUGGUGAUAUAUAUAUAUCUAUUUCCCCCCAACCAGAUCCCCGUUCAACUCUAGCUUAUAGUAAUACCAGGGACUGAACCUGGGACCUCUGGUGCCUCAGGCAGGAAAAGUCUGUUGUGUAAACUGCUAUGUUAUUUUCCCAACCCCAAAUCUAUUGUUUUAAUUCAACUGGACCUUUUCCUAAAAUUGUAGAAACACACAAAAACUCACCUACUAAUGGGCUGCCUAUGUCCCAUCCCUUGGUCCACUGUCUUCAGCUGAUUUCUAAGAUCUAAGUUUCUCUCCCUGACAGUAAUCAAAGUUUAAAAUUAAAAGCCAAAUGUCCAUAUUCCUGCAGAUGCCUGUUGAUGCAGGUUUGAAUUAGGUGAGGGGACUUUAUAGCAAAGAUCAUGCUUCAGUGACAAAAAACAAACAAACUAGAAGGCACAAGACUGAUGUUUUCACUGUUGCCAUUGGUACAUGUCUGUGGGAAAACUAUAGCAAGUCCUGGGGCCUCACUUUACCCCAUUUGUGAAAUGAGGCUGAUGCCACCCAACUCUUACCUACCUCAGAGGGUCUUGGUGAGGCAAACUGAGUGAAUCCCAGAAAACGACCAUGUUACUUCUAGUAUAUCAAGUGCUAGCACCCCCAACACACACAUAUCCUUCUGAUUUCUUUUUUUCUGAAAGUGAUACCUUUCUCCCUGGAGACCUAGUUUUUAUGAGCAGGACUCUGUCCUCCAUACGUAUUAGCAGUUUUCAUCAUGCUACUCUGUGUCAACUUGUUCUGUCAUUGCUUGAUAGUGACAGCAACAGCCUCUUUCUGAUGUCCUUCAAAUUUUUGUGAAUUAACAACUCAUCUCCCACCACAUUUCUGGAUACCUGACUUCCCUGUGGUCCCCAGCACUGUUUCUGCCGCUCCACCACAGGCCAUUAAAGUUCCCAAACUUUCAACCUUGCUCAUUCCCUUGUUGUCCUCUAUUACUGUGCUGCUUCUCCUGUACUGGCCCUGAAAAAAAAAAAAAAGGAUGAUAUAUAUAUCAUUAUGAUGAGAAUGAGCAAAUAGCACAGGCAGUCAAUCUCACCUGGACAGAUGAACGGAACUUGACUGUGCAUCUGAAAACCUUAAGAGGACCAGAGACUGGAGCUGCUCUGAUCGGGGAGGAAGGCCUGACUUCCUUCAGAACUCUCUAAACAAGUAAGCCACCUUCAUCACCUGAGAAACCUGGAGGGACCUGAAACUGUGCUAAGAAGAGCCUGGAAAUCUUUACCCUCAGGCUAGACCUCGUACCCCUCAGUUUUCAAAGGAGAAACAAUCAUAUUGUUUGAUUCCAAGUGAGCAAUCACUCUUUCAAAGCCUUUAAUAUAUCUUCCCACCCACAUAUAAUGUGUGUGUAUUUACAUAUAUGUGCAGUUUUAGCUCCAUCCUUAGCAAGUUUGGGUUCAGAUAGAGGUGAGCUAACUAUGGCUUUGGUGUCCUGAUUGUCUUGUCUCUAAGAAAGAAUUUUGAAUAUGAGAGUGAGAUUUGUAUCACAAGACCCAGGGACUGUUCAUCUUCUCACCUGGACCUGGAGUUGUGACAAGGAGAAUGCGGCGGCCUGGAGAAGGGAAUUUCCAUGCAAGAUCCCCAGGAUGAUUGCUCCUCUUCUUCCUGGGAGGCUGACAGAGCAUAGAUGGUACCCAGUCCACAAGAGGACUCCCCAGGAGCAACCUGGUUGGGUACUGCCCCCUCCUUUUCAUUGCCUGAAAAUGUCUUUCCUGCUACUCUCUUCUAACAUGUGCCCAUAAAUACUGCUCAUCUCUCUGUUGUGUAUUGUGACACUUGCCUUAAGAUAGCAAUCUUCAAAAAUGAAUACAGUUUUUCUUUCUUCCUA